Molecule: messenger RNA, 1350 nt
Organism: Aureobasidium melanogenum CBS 110374
Lineage: Eukaryota; Fungi; Ascomycota; Dothideomycetes; Dothideales; Saccotheciaceae
Product: TPR-like protein
Exons: 1
Coding region: 1-1350 (449 amino acids)
Biological process (GO): protein folding
Molecular function (GO): Hsp90 protein binding
Source: RefSeq, a predicted model, not a curated record
AUGGCGUCGCGCGUUCAAGAGCUUCCCGAUGACUUCGACGACAAGAUUGAUCUGAACAAGGCACCCGCCGAGACACAUGGACCUGCACCACCAUCCGCCGCUGGCGACGGCGGCCUGUCUUUCGAUAUGAUGAUGGAGGCCGCUGCAAAACACUUCCCAGCUAAGAAGGAUGCACCGGCUGAGGGCGAUCCGUCUCAAUCUGGCGCAGCGCUCCCGCCCGGCAUGGCUACAGCCAGACAAUACACAGCAGACGAGAUGUGGCAGAUGCUGAACAAGUCCCCUCUCUUCAUGACCGAGCUGGACGAGACAGGCGAAGACGGUGGUGAGAACAUAGCUCUGGAAGCCAUCAAAGCCCUCGCAUAUGAAGGCACCCGUGCCGAGAACGCCGCUUCAUUCCGCGAACAAGGAAACGAGAACGCUCGCCUCAAGCGCUGGAAAGAUGCCCGCGAAUUCUACGACCGCGCUUUGGGUGCACUCAAGCUACCGCAGAAGCGUCCAGACGCAGAAGAAGGCGAAGAGGAUGUUGAGCACGAUUUGGUAGAACUCGAUGAAGAGGAAGAAGCUCGCAAGGAAAAGGAACACGAGGAAGCAUCUCUGGUCAACCGCGCCCUCUGCAAUCUUGAGUUGAAGAACUACGGCUCCUGCAAUCGCGACUGCGCUGCUGCCUUGAAGAUCAACCCAAUGAAUGUGAAAGCAUACUACCGCAGCGGUAUGGCCAAUUUCCAUGUCGACAAAAUCCCUGCAGCAAUCUGGUCUUGCAACUUAGGCCUUAAAAUCGACCCUACCAACAAAUCCCUCCUCAUUCUUCAAGACAAGAUUGAAAAACGCAGAGCUCAGAUAGAACGCGCCGAACGAGAGCAACGCGAAAGAGAAGAAAAGGCCCGUAGAGAGAAGGAGACUCUGGCACUAGCAUUGAAAGGCCGCAACAUUGCAACCCGCUCGACAACCACAGCGCCACCUCAGCUUGAAGACGCCGCUGUUCAACUCGAGGACCCCACCGACGCAUCGUCAACACUAAGCUUCCCUUGCUUGCUCCUCUACCCUCUUCACAACCAAACAGAUUUUAUCAAAUCCUUCGCCGAACAUGAGUCAGUAGGUCAACACCUUGAAUACAUUCUCCCGUUGCCUUGGGACGAAGACGAGCAAUAUCUACCAGAGAAUGUCGAGUGCUACAUCGAGACCAAGACUGGAGGCUUGGUGAAAGCAGGCAAGAAGAUGGCCUUGCUCAGAAUCUUGAACACUGGCAAAGUGGAGAUUGUGGAUUCUCUGCUGAGGAUCAACGUUGUGCCGAAGAGCAGAGCACAAGAAUGGGUGGACAACUUCAAGAAGAUCAAGGCCGCUACCAAGUAA